AUGGCGUUUGCCGCCAGACUACCACUCCCCUUCAGCUCAACCCCUGUGAAGACCCCUCGCCAGCAGGAGCUAGAAGAGGAGGAUGAGCCUGCUCUGGAGGGCAGCUCUUCACCAGCUGCGCCUGAAGACCUGGAUAGCACUUAUGAUCCACUAAAGUCUGUCCUAGAUGUGACUGCGUCGUCAGACAUUUCAGAAUUGGCUUCCACUCCAAUCCCUAAAGUUAACAAGUUCAUUGUUUAUGAGACCUGCAUUAUGGAGCUUUUUGAGGUAUGCCCUGACUGCAAGCAUCCAUGCACUAUUCAAACCAGACGGCUGGGGACAUUCAUUUCUGUGGCGCAGCAGUGCAACAAUUGUGAGUACCAGCGGACUUGGAACAGCCAGCCACUCCUCAAGAGCACACCAGCCGGCAACAUUCAGCUCUCUGCGGCUAUCUAUCUAAGUGGAGCUUCAUAUUUUAAGAUUAAAAGGGUCUUCCGGGCUUUGCACCUGCAAAUGUUUGAAUAUGACACCUUUCGUCGACAUGCACGUUCUUAUAUCGAACCGGCCAUUGUGACGAAGUGGAAGGAAACCCAGGAUGCCAUGAUGCUGCGCCUCAGGGAGGGAAGGGCCAUAGUCGGUGGUGAUAUGCGUGCAGAUUCUCCAGGCCACUCUGCGAAAUUUGGUAGCUACUCACUGAUGGAUCUGAACACAAACACUGUGAUCGAUGUCCAGUUGGUUCAGAGCAACGAGGUAGGAGGAAGCUACCAUAUGGAGCUGGCGGGCCUGAAGAGAAGCCUUGAGUUGUUGGAAAAGCAGAAUGUGACACUGGACUGCAUAGUGACAGACAGACACCCGCAGAUACAGAAGUUCUUGAGGGAAUCUGGCAUCACCCAGUACUAUGAUGUUUGGCACGUGGUGAAAGGAAUUUCUAAGAAGCUGGACAGCAUAAGCAAAAAAAAGGGUUGCCAGUCACUUAAAAAGUGGAUACCAGCCGUUAGGAACCACACCUACUGGACUGCAGCAACAUCCACAACAGGACCGGAGAGACGGGCUAAAUGGACCUCCCUCCUCAAUCAUGUUUGUGAUGUCCACACACACGACGACCCCCUUUUCCCUGCCUGUCUACAUGCUGUUCGUGACACUACUGACAAGUCCAAGUGGCUGAGAGCAGGCACUCAAGCGUUCUAUGAGCUGGACAAGAUGGCGUCAAAGACGAGACUCCUCAACGACAUUGCAAAGCUUAGUCCGCACCACCAGACUUCUGCUUUGGAGUCCUUCCACAGCGUCAUCCUACAGUUUGCCCCAAAGAGUGUUGUGUUCCCAUUCCUUGGGAUGCUUUGCAGGCUGUACCUGGCAGCCUUCCACUACAACGAGAACGCUGAACGAGACCAGGCCACCGCAUCCUCUGGGGAGCCCCUCUACAGGAUGCAUUACCCCAAGGCCUUGAAGGGAGAGGCCAGAGUGAAGCCCAUAAAAACUGACCCAACAUUUGGAUAUGUUGAAGACUUGAUCAGCCUCAUCAUGGGUCCUGUCUUCGAUAACUCGGAACCAUACAGGGAGGCAAUCACGAAAAUAAACAUUCCCCCAGACCUGUCUGCAGACUAUGAUCACCCUGAGAAGAAGGCGGUGAUCGCCAACUACGUCUCCCUCUUCAACCCAGGGCAAGCGCAGGCGGAGGCACAGGUGCAGGCGCCGGUGCAGGCGGAGGAGGAGUCCGGCAGGCCCCCAGACGACCGCGACGCGGCAGCUAGGACCCCUCCAGCUAUCCCUCUCAUCUAG
Molecule: messenger RNA, 1758 nt
Organism: Engraulis encrasicolus (European anchovy)
Lineage: Eukaryota; Metazoa; Chordata; Actinopteri; Clupeiformes; Engraulidae
Exons: 12
Coding region: 1-1758 (585 amino acids)
Source: RefSeq, a predicted model, not a curated record